Molecule: messenger RNA, 1574 nt
Organism: Periophthalmus magnuspinnatus
Lineage: Eukaryota; Metazoa; Chordata; Actinopteri; Gobiiformes; Gobiidae
Exons: 4
Coding region: 761-1504 (247 amino acids)
Biological process (GO): intrinsic apoptotic signaling pathway in response to DNA damage by p53 class mediator; cellular response to gamma radiation
Source: RefSeq, a predicted model, not a curated record
CCUCCCACAAGAUCCUGGCGGGCUUGCGAACUGGAAACAGUCGUUAGAAAAACGCUGGAAGGAAGGGAGUGCCAUGCUCUCACAGCAGCGAGAGAUUUUAUAGGCUCGUGCAAUAUAAUCCAUCGCUGUAGCGCGUAGGAGACAAAGGAACCCUACUCUUAAAUGUGGCGAAGGGGCUCAAAGCCGAAAUAAGAAGCUUUAGCUGACUCGUGCUCAGACCAACGUCACCGCGUCUCCGCCGUGGGAUUUUUACGCGCAAAUCUUUACUGAAUAAAACCAAUUGAAGACGUCGCUCUUUACCAAACACUAUUUUUGUGACAUUUUGCAGUUGCAUCCAGCAAACGCUAAAUGUUUGCUUUGAUGAGAAUUUGCAUAUUCUUAUCUAUUUCUUGCCAAAUAUAGACGCCACUAAACUGGAGUGCCCUUGGUGAGGCGAAACAUUCCUGCUUUGGAUAUUUUUACGCAGCAAGAAAGGGCUCUAAGGAAAGUAUAUUUUUUAUUUCAUGCAUGGUGAAUUCCACGAUUUUAGUUGUCUAUUCCUAAAUAUUACGUAUUAUGGCAUUUUUAACCUGCGUUAUCUGCGGCAUAUGGAUCUAAACAUCGCCUUGUAGCACUUCGACUGCCGUGAACAGAAGCCAUUUUUAACUCUGAUUUCAAGCUUGUGUGAGUCAUUGACACUGCCUGUCCAACCUGCUGCCAACUUGCGCGGCAUAACCUCUUCACAUAAUUUUCAUCAUAUUAGUUCUUGAACCCUCUAAGGAUGGCUUUUUGUGCGUCGGGCGGAUGUGCGGUUCCUCGCCGCUUGCUCAACACGGCCGUGUUCACUGUGCUGCUUUUGGCGGUGGGCUGGGCAGCAGCCGAAGAGCAGGCCGAAGCAUCCGCCAAGAGCCCACCGGUUACACUCCGCACCGUGAUCACCGGGACAUGCCAUGAAAUCCAGCACUACGUGGAGUCGUUGGUGGGCACCAGCGUCGUGCGUUCUGUCAUUGAGAGUGCAGUGUUGUUUCUUGAGUCAGUGUUUGGGCAGGAGAACAUCUAUACUCUGGCCAUGUUUCUGGAGACUGUGAUCCGAUUUCUGGCUGAAGGAGCUGCCAGUGGCUUGAACGUCAUCGUUGUUUAUGUCACAGAAAUCCUCAGGGUCACUGGAUUUGAUGCUACCCUGCCCCCGGUCACUCCAGAGGCCGUCACUGCGGUGGCUCAGUGGGGUCUUCUCACCCUCAUUGGAUACUGGAUCCUGGCCAUCGUUCUCCGCCUGCUCAUCGGAGUAGUGAGGCAGGUGUUCUGGAUCAUAAAAACCGUCUUGGCACUCUGGUUUUUUGGACUGAUCGUAUUGGACAAGACGGCCACAGCAGACACCACAGCAGUGCGGCUAACAGGGCUAGUGCUCGUGUGCGUCCUCCUGACCCUGCUCACCUCUGGCUCGGAAAAGACCAGUGCAGUGGAGCAGCGCAUCAGCAGCCUGGAGGGGAGGCUGAAGGCUGUGGAGAAGAGCAAAGGGGACUAAAGGCAAAUGCAAUGGCAUUGAUUUUUAUGUUGUCAAAGUACCCAGGAAUAAAAUGAUCUUUUUAAACCUU